GUUUUGGGAGAAUAUUUAUGACUAUAGCUAUAGAAAGAAAUAUACAAAGAGGGUGGUUCGACUUAGUUGAUGAUUGGCUAAAACGUGAUCGAUUUGUCUUUAUUGGAUGGUCAGGUUUGCUACUUUUUCCAUGUUCAUAUCUAGCUCUAGGUGCCUGGUUUACAGGUACAACUUUUGUUACUUCUUGGUAUACGCAUGGUUUAGCUUCUUCUUAUUUAGAAGGAUGUAAUUUUUUAACCGCUGCAGUAUCAAGUCCUGCAAAUAGUAUGGGACACUCAUUAUUAUUUUUAUGGGGACCAGAAGCUCAAGGUGAUUUUACUAGAUGGUGUCAAAUUGGAGGUCUUUGGACUUUUACUGCUUUACAUGGUGCUUUUGCCUUGAUAGGUUUUUGUUUGCGUCAAUUUGAAAUAGCCAGAUUAGUCGGAAUUAGGCCAUACAAUGCAAUAGCUUUUUCAGGACCAAUUGCAGUUUUUGUUUCAGUAUUUCUUAUUUAUCCACUUGGGCAAGCUAGUUGGUUUUUUGCUCCUAGUUUUGGAGUUGCAGCUAUCUUUCGAUUUAUUUUAUUUUUACAAGGUUUCCAUAAUUGGACUUUAAAUCCAUUUCAUAUGAUGGGUGUUGCUGGAAUACUCGGAGGAGCAUUACUUUGUGCUAUUCAUGGAGCGACUGUAGAGAAUACAUUAUUCGAAGAUGGCGAAGCUGCUAAUACUUUCAGGGCUUUUACACCAACACAAUCAGAGGAAACUUAUUCAAUGGUUACGGCUAAUCGUUUUUGGUCACAAAUUUUUGGUGUUGCAUUUUCUAACAAAAGAUGGCUACAUUUUUUUAUGCUAUUUGUGCCAGUUACAGGAUUAUGGACAAGCUCUAUUGGUAUCAUAGGACUUGCAUUAAAUUUACGUGCAUAUGAUUUUGUCUCUCAAGAAUUACGUGCCGCAGAGGACCCAGAAUUUGAGACUUUUUAUACUAAAAAUUUACUUCUAAAUGAAGCAGGUAGAAGUAUUGAAUCCACAGGCUAUGCCUGGUGGGCAGGUAAUGCUCGUUUAAUAAAUGUGUCUGGUAAAUUAUUAGGAGCUCAUGUAGCUCAUGCAGGUCUAAUCGUUUUUUGGACCGGUGCAAUGACUUUGUUUGAAGUUGCGCAUUUUUUACCAGAAAAACCCUUAUAUGAACAAGGUUGUAUCUUAUUGCCUCAUUUAGCUACUUUAGGUUGGGGUGUAGGACCUACUGGUGAAAUUAUUAAUACUUAUCCUUAUUUUGUAAUAGGAGUUUUACAUUUAGUUUCUUCAGCAGUAUUAGGAUUUGGAGGACUGUAUCAUUCUCUUAUAGGUCCAGAAAUACUAGAAGAAUCAUACCCAUUUUUUGGAUAUGAUUGGAGAGAUAAAAAUAAGAUGACAACAAUUUUAGGUAUUCAUUUAAUUUUAUUAGGAAUUGGAGCUUUUUUGCUAGUUAUAAAAGCUAUGUUCUUUGGUGGAGUUUAUGAUACAUGGGCUCCUGGUGGAGGAGAUGUACGUUAUAUUAAUAAUCCAACCCUAAACCCGUUAGUAAUUUUUGGCUAUCUUUUAAAAUCUCCGUUCGGAGGAGAUGGAUGGAUUAUCAGUGUCAAUAAUAUGGAAGAUUUAAUUGGUGGGCAUAUUUGGAUUGGUUUAAUUUGUAUUGGCGGAGGUAUAUGGCAUAUUUUAACUAAACCUUUUGGAUGGGCAAGAAGAGCUUUUGUAUGGUCAGGUGAAGCCUAUUUAUCAUAUAGUUUAGCUGCAUUAUCAUUAAUGGGUUUUAUAGCAUGUAUUUAUGCAUGGUAUAAUAAUACAGCUUACCCAAGUGAAUUUUAUGGACCAACAGGACCGGAAGCAUCUCAAUCUCAAGCUUUCACCUUUUUAGUUAGAGAUCAACGUUUGGGAGAAAAUGUAGCUUCAGCUCAGGGGCCAACUGGUCUUGGAAAAUACUUAAUGAGAUCUCCAAGCGGAGAGGUUAUUUUUGGUGGAGAAACUAUGAGAUUUUGGGAUUUAAGAGCGCCUUGGUUAGAACCUUUAAGAGGUCCAAAUGGAUUAGAUCUAAAUAAAAUAAAAAAUGAUAUUCAGCCAUGGCAAGAAAGAAGAGCAGCUGAAUAUAUGACUCAUGCACCAUUAGGAUCAAUUAAUUCAGUAGGUGGUGUAGCAACUGAGAUUAAUUCAUUUAAUUAUGUAUCUCCACGCUCAUGGUUAACAACUUCACAUUUUGUGUUAGGAUUUUUUUUAUUUGUUGCACAUUUAUGGCAUGCAGGAAGAGCAAGAGCUGCUGCUGCUGGAUUUGAAAAAGGUAUCAAUAGAGAAAAUGAACCAGUGCUUUCAAUGAAAUUAAUAGAUUAAAAAAAUAUCUUGCUCUAUAGCUAUUAAUAUAGCUAUAGAGCAAGAUAUUUUUUUUUGGAAAUUAGACAAGUCCUAAGAAAUGUAGGACGCCUUUU
Molecule: messenger RNA, 2431 nt
Organism: Galdieria sulphuraria
Lineage: Eukaryota; Rhodophyta; Bangiophyceae; Galdieriales; Galdieriaceae
Product: [pt] photosystem II PsbC protein
Exons: 2
Coding region: 18-2336 (772 amino acids)
Biological process (GO): photosynthesis, light reaction; photosynthetic electron transport in photosystem II; photosynthesis
Cellular component (GO): photosystem II; chloroplast thylakoid membrane
Molecular function (GO): chlorophyll binding
Source: RefSeq, a predicted model, not a curated record